This is a messenger RNA of Papaver somniferum (opium poppy), 872 nucleotides long. RefSeq lists its product as uncharacterized. The coding region runs from base 71 to 556 and encodes 161 amino acids. The record is from RefSeq and is a predicted model, not a curated record. NCBI's taxonomy places the organism in Eukaryota, Viridiplantae, Streptophyta, Magnoliopsida, Ranunculales, Papaveraceae. The transcript is spliced from 2 exons.
CGACUCCGUACUUCCUUUGCGUGACUUUCUUAAACAGGCUCAGUCGAGAUGCGAGUUUGCAAAAAUCACCAUGGGCGAACACUCAUGCGAGGUUGCUGUACGUGUGCUUGGUUCUGGUCCUUCUGGAUAUACUGGGUCCACUGCUUUUCCAAUUUCCAAUGAGUAUGAGAUUGAGAGCGAAACAACAUGGGAAUUUCGAAUUAAGAAGUUCACAAGAAUCAUGGAUGGCCUUGAUCAAUUACCUGCUCCCCUACCACUCUUUUAUUUUGGUGAAGGAAAACUUAUGUAUGAGCUUUUAUCAGCUGAAGGUGUUGUCAUAGCAAGGGCCAUACAUACUACUGAUGAUCAGUUGGAUCUCUAUAGCCCUCCUUCAAGGGAUGAUGAUGAUGAUUCGUUUGUUGAGGAACAAGUUGAUGCUUAUGAUCCCAGGUACCUGCAUGUUGGUGAUGGAGCGUCUUCUGAAAGUGUUCAUUCCGAUUCGCUUGAUUAUCCCAAUGAAGAGUCGAGCGAUGGCGGUAAAGGAAGUGAUGGUUGGGGAUCGGAUGUAAUCCCAUGAAGGCAGUAGUAUGGUUUUAUGAGCUACAAAGGAGGAGGAGUUAGGAAGUAUGUAUGUAUGGUGUUCCUGUGUCUUAGCUUCAACUUGGGUAGCUGUUGUUUCUUUUAAAAUUCAAGUUGUAAGAUAAGAACCCAUGAAGGAAGUAGUUGAUUGGAAGUUUGAUAGGGGUAUAUUUUGAAUAGGAUUAGAUCUGAAUUUGCAUUGGAAGUUAUGAGCUUCAGUUUUAUGGAGCUUCCAUGAAUUUCUUUCUCAGUAGUUUUAUAAGUUUGUUUAUGUUCCUUGGAUAUAUGCAGUGGUUGGUUAUCUUUUCAUCUUC